CCUUCUUUUAGAGACAAUAUGUCCUGGAGAGAGUGAUGCCUUGAAAGAUGCCAUGUUUUCAAAACUAGAAACGUCUUACACUCACUACGAGUCUCCGUCACUUAUUGAGGCUUUAACCGAGAGUUACUUAAAAGCUGAGACACCAACAAUUCGGCGUCAAAUAUUGUCUGUUCUUACCACCCAGGCCAGUUUUCAAGACGUUAAUGCCAUGAUUCCAUCUGUUACUCAACACAAAUUUUACUCUGCAAAGAAACAUGCUAGGGAAUUGGGAGUUGGAGUACCAGUGCCACAUGAAAAACAAGCUAGAGAAAAAGUAGACUCUUCAAAACUUGAACAUUUCUUGGACUUCAUAACAUCAAGUCAUGUCAUUAAGGACCUACCGCUGGGGGAGAAGACCCUAACCCUAACUACAGGGGAGUUAAUUCAAACACCAUAUGUCAUCAGAUGUUUAGCACCUGCGACAAUUGUAAGACAGUAUUCCCAGCUGUGUUUAGAAGAAAACUUUGAAGCCAUUGGACAGAGCACCAUGUACAAGAUUUUGUCAGAGUGUAGUGCUGCAGUGCGCAGAUCUGUUGAAGGAGUUGACUACUAUGUUGCAGAAGCUAGUGAGGCUUUUCGUGAAUUAGAACAUGUUGUUCGGGAAAUGCAAAUUCCUUUGAAUGAGCAGAAGAGAAUGUUGGAGAACCUCAUGAAAGCCAAGUAUUAUUUAAAGGCUGAUUACAAAAUGCAUGUCAGAACAUCUUCAAAUGUAGCUGACCACUGCCUUGCUCAUGCCCUUAGUCAAGUUGACAGCAUAUUUUUCGAAGAGAAUUGUUCUCAUGAACAUACUCAUGCUUGUCUGCAAUGCAAUGAACUGGAUGAACUUUUGUCAUCACUUACGAAACUGACCAAAACCAUGGACUGGGACAAUCCUGAUGCAUACAUGUUUAAGGUCCAAAGGUCUGUGACUGCCAUUAAGGACCUCAAGGCACAUGUACUGAGAUCAAAAAACCAAGAUGUUGCCAGAGUAGACAUCACUGCCAACCUUGAGGAUGGAGAUCUUUUCGUUGUUGCUGACUGGGCCAUGAAGUUCCUACCCAGAAAAUUCAGAGAAGGACAAACUGACUGGUUUGGAAAGCGAGGCAUUAAUUGGCACAUUGCUGUGUGCGCUACAAAGCACAAUGAUAUUUUUGAGCUGGUUACCUAUGUACAUGUCCUUGAUACACAGUCCCCGCAAGAUUCCAAACUCACAGCAGCAUUGAUAGUAGACGUUGUCAAGGAUAUUGCAAGUAGAAAGAACAUACAGAAAGUUCAUUUAUGGUCCGACAACGCAGGAUGUUACAAGAGUACCUACACUCUUCAUGCAUUAUAUCAGGAACUGCAUCCACUGAUUAAGACGCACAAUUUUUGUGAAGCCCAGGACGGAAAGGGCCCUUGCGAUCGCAAAGCAUCACAUAUUAAGUCAGCCAUAAAGCGAUAUGUCAAUGAAGGAAAUGAUGUUCUAGAUGCUUCACAAAUGAAAAAGGCUAUUGACACUCAGCAAAAAGGACAGUACAAAAUCAAAGUCGUCACUCCAGUUAUCGAUGCUGAUGCUGAGAAAGCAAGUGUGAAAGCCAUUCCUAACAUUUCAUCUCUGAACAACUUUGAGUUUAGCCCUGACGGAUUGCGAGUAUGGAAGGCAUACAAUAUUGGGCCAGGCAAAUUAUUACCAUGGACAUCUGCAACUGUGCCAUUUAUGCAGUUAAAUGUCAUCAAGCCAUGGACAAAUGAAGUAAAUCCUGCUGUUCUUUCUCCAGAUGAUGAGAUAGAGAUUACAGAAAGAAAUGAAUUUUCAGAGUCGGUACCAAAAAAAAGGAAAACGGUAGAUCAUGUGUUUAGUUGUCCCAAUGAGAACUGCGACAGAUCAUUUCGUACCUUAACUUCUCUGGAAAAUCACAAUCUUCUAGGUAACUGCAGUGACAGAUCAGAGAGAAACCUUCUAGAUAGGUGCAAAAUUAUGUAUCAGAACAAGUUGUCAGCUUUGAAUACAACUUGUCCGUCAUAUGAUGAAGGCAUUAUUACAAGGGAAUGCACAGAGCCAAUCAAACAAACUGGAUGGGCAUUGAAAAUGAAAAAGCCAAAGGUUUUGUUUACUGAGGACCAAAAAGACUACCUUACUGAAAUAUUCAAGGCAGGCAAAACUACUGGGAAAAAGGAGGAUCCAAGUAAAGUGGCAAGAGACAUGCCUUAUGUACUUAUAAAUGGAAGAAAGCGUUUCGGAAUGGAGGACUACUUGACACCAACACAAGUAGCAAGUUUCUUUUCAAGACUCUCUCAGAAAGACAGAAAAUGUGAUGCUGGAGAUUUCUUGGCAGCAUCUUCUGAUAGAAAUUUGAAUGAUCUGAAAGACGAAAUUCUUUCACAUAUAUAAUGCUUCAAUUUAGAAAUAGAUAACAAGAUUAACAUUUUCAUGGGAAUUAAAGUGGGUUAGUGAUGUGAUCAAGAUUUGAUCACGAGCUAACUCACUUCUAUAGGCAUUGAAAUUUUCACUCUUGUUAUUCAUUACUAAUACAUUGUAUAUACAUUUGUGACAGAGAAUUGAAUAUUUUGAAUAUAAAAUUAUUGCAGUUAAUGAAAAGUUUGUAGGGUGUAAAUCGGCUUGAAUAGCUGUUAAUAAGCUUCAAAUUCAUCAGGCAAAGAAUUCUAGGGUAUUUUGAGGGGAAUGUUUUGUUAAAGGCUAUCUAUGAUCAGUAGUUGUGAUCAGAUUAGUAGCUAGGGAUAUAUGUAUUUGUGGAAAUUGAAAGUAAAAGCUAAAAAGCCACAAGAAACAUGUGCAAAGAUUGAUGAUAAAUAAUUGUCAGAAUUUCGGUUGCCCAGAAAGGGAUUGAUGGAGACACUUGUCCCAGUCACAGUCAAUUUGCAAUCAAGUAUUAAAUUUUAUCAAAACCUUAAAUAAAGGAUUUCAGUCAGGCAUAUUUAUUAUGUAUAUGUAGACACAGUGUCACUGUUGACAGCUUACAUUAUUAAUUUAAACAAUAUUUAUUAAAUACAUUACAGCUCACAUUAUUAUGACAACAGCGUUUGUUGCCAUAAUUUAUUAUUUUUAUAAACUGAUUUGUAAAUUGCCCCAAUUCAGUUAUACCAUAUAAAAUGGGUAUAGCUAUAAAAUUCAUUUCUUAAAUAAUAGAGAGAUACCACAAAUGUAUAUAUUUGUUAAUAUGUGUAUAUUAAUGAAGGAAAAUACACAUGCUUAUCUUGUUCUGUUACAAAUUUUUGUUAAAAUCUUUUUAGUAAAGAUUACAUUGUAUGCAUGUGUAUUACAAAUUGCAUUUCUCCUCAUCUUUUGCCAAAUAUUUAAUUUGCUCUGAAAUGUAACAAAAUUGCAUUUAAAUAAUUUUCACAAUUUUUUAUGUGCCAUGUUUCUUCACAAAUCUGUUCAGUGUUCAAGCAUUUAAAAAGGUCUAGAUUCUGUUGAUAACUGUUGACUAUUACAUUCAUUCCAUAAAAUUUUUAAAUCAAGCAUGAAAUAUUGCCAAAAAUGUAAUUUUUGGCAUAGUGCCAAAAUAUACAAUAUUAACAAUAUGAUUGCUCUUUUGUAUGAAGUUUAAUUUUUGUUUUUCAAAUGUGUUUUUAAAAAAUGGAUUAUGUUUGUUAUUGUCUAGCAAUUACAUUUCUUCUCAUUGCUUGAUAAAUUUAUUUAAAAUGCACCCAGAAAUAGAGAAAGUGCCAAAAACAUAGAAAUUUCUUACCAUGGUUUCUCUAGAGUGUGAUGUUUCUCCAUAAAUUUUAUUUUGCUUUUUACAAGUCAAGAUUAUGCUUGUUUACUGUUUAUAAUUACAUUUAUUCCAUGUAUUUGCCAAAUGUUUUAAAAUCAUGUGUGAAACAACAGCAAAAAUGCACUUUUUGGCACGAUGCCAAAUAAUAAAAAUUUGCAUGAACACUAUGCAAAUACCUUUUAUCACAGACUUAUUAUGAUUGCAGGUUUUAAUAGAUCUAUCUGAGGAAGAAUAAAAUUUAUAAUGAUUGUUUGCUAUUUAUAUUAGAAUUAAAUUUACUGUGGGAUUAAAAAGGGUCAAAACUGGGCUAAUUUCACAGCUAUAAACCACUUUAAGAUACCCUGGUUGGUUUCCAUGGCAACGGAUGAUAAUUUUUUUGAUUUUUAUUCAUUUUUGUGAAAGAUAGGUGAAACAAAGUCAGCACCUAAAAAAUCAUUGAAAUCUGUGACAUCAAGUGGCCAGGCCUCUUCCAAUUUCUUUGAUUUUUACAUAGAAUCAGUGUUAAG
Saccostrea cuccullata (small rock oyster) is the source of this 4240-nucleotide messenger RNA. RefSeq lists its product as uncharacterized. The coding region runs from base 53 to 2389 and encodes 778 amino acids. The transcript is spliced from 7 exons. The record is from RefSeq and is a predicted model, not a curated record. Lineage: Eukaryota; Metazoa; Mollusca; Bivalvia; Ostreida; Ostreidae.